Messenger RNA from Lolium rigidum, 5644 nucleotides. RefSeq names its product probable phosphoinositide phosphatase SAC9. Gene Ontology annotation, molecular function: phosphatase activity; protein binding. Lineage: Eukaryota; Viridiplantae; Streptophyta; Magnoliopsida; Poales; Poaceae. Bases 364 to 5220 code for a protein of 1618 amino acids. The record is from RefSeq and is a predicted model, not a curated record. The transcript is spliced from 12 exons.
CCCAACUCAGGAAGAAACAGGACUACCGACUACCCAGUGUCUUCUUCCUCUCCGAUCCCCAAUCUCUUGCCUUCGCACCCUAAUUUGAUCCUUCUCCUUCCUUGGAACACGCCGCGCCUCCGGGUCUCCGGCGACGGGGACACAGACGCAAAGCUCACCUCACGCGUGGCUGCCGCCCCCGCGUCUUCGUCUCUCGCCGCCGUCCGCCGUGACCAAAGCCGCCUCAAUCCCGUCCUCGCACCAAAGCACGCCUGCUACCUCGACGCGGAACUUCUCUCCCCCCCUAGGAUCUGUGUGGAGUGGAGAUCCACCGACGCGCGAUCCAUUUUGCUGUCAGAUUUGGGGGUUGAACUGAAAACCUCCAUGCUGCGCACCAAGUCCGCCCGGGGGAACACGUCGGCCGUUGUCGUCGUGUUAGACACAAAUGAGGUGUACAUUGUGGUUAGCUUGUCCACAGCAGGCGACACCCAGGUGAUCUGCGUCGACCCAACCACAGGCGCGCUGCGCUACCAGGGGAAGCGGGGGGAGGACCUCUUUGAUUCCGAGGCAGCGGCUUUGAACCACAUCACCAACGGAUCGAGAUUUCUAUCCAAGAGCACCACGUAUGCUAAAGCUGUGCUGGGGUAUGCUGUGUUAGGAAGCUAUGCUCUGCUUCUCGUCGCAACGCAGCUCAGCGCGACUGUCCCAGGCCUACCUGGAGGUGGCUGCAUAUAUACCGUGGUGGAGAGUCAGUGGAUAAAGAUCCAGCUGCAGAACCCUCAGGCCCAGGGGAGCGGAGAGCUCAAGAAUGUCAAGGAAUUGGCUGAUCUUGACAUUGAUGGCAAGUACUACUUUUGUGAAACAAGGGAUGUUACGAGGCCGUUUCCAAGUCGGAUGGCUCUUCAGGAACCAGAUGAGGAAUUCGUGUGGAAUGGUUGGUUAUCGAGGCCUUUCAAGGACAUCGGUUUGCCAGGACACUGUGUCAUUCUGUUGCAGGGUUUCGCUGAGUGCCGCAGUUUUGGAGGCACGGGCCAGCAAGGCGGGCUGGUUGCUCUCCUUGCACGCCGUAGUCGGUUACACCCUGGAACCCGCUACUUGGCUCGUGGCCUAAAUGCAUGUUCUGGCACCGGCAAUGAAGUAGAGUGCGAGCAGCUUGUUUGGGCCCCUCAGAAGGGUGGACAAAUAAUCCCUUUUAGCUCAUACAUCUGGCGGCGUGGAACUAUACCCAUAUGGUGGGGCGCAGAAAUAAAAAAUGCUGUGUCAGUUGAAGCAGAAAUUUAUGUUGCUGAUGAUCCUUAUAAUGGGACUUUGCAGUACUACCAGCGCUUGGGUAGAAGAUACGGUAAUAAAUCAUCUGAAGCCAGUGCGACGAGGCAGAAGAAACCUGGAAUGGUUCCCAUUGUGUGUGUGAACUUGCUAAGAUAUGCUGAAGGAAAACCUGAGACAAUUCUAGUUGAGCAUUUCAAAGAAUCUCUGAAGCACCUCAAGUCUACUGGCAAGCUUGGAAACACCUGGAUUCAGUUGAUAAAUUAUGACUGGCAUGCCACUGUGAAGUCAAAAGGGCAACAGCAGACAGUUGAGGGCCUUUGGAGACAUCUUAAAGCACCAGCAAUGGCCAUUGGCUUCAGUGAAGGGAAUUACUAUAGUGUAAAGCAGCAGCUUAAGGAAUGCAAAGGAUCGAUUAUCUACAAUGAUGAUGGUGGGUUCUGCAUGGAAUCAAUUCAAAAUGGGGUCGUACGCUUUAAUUGUGCAGACUCGCUUGAUCGCACCAAUGCUGCUAGCUAUUUUGGUGCACUUCAAGUUUUUGUUGAACAGUGUAGUCGACUUGGUAUCUCCCUUGAUAUAGAUGCAAUGUUUGGAUUGUCCGCCAGCAGAUAUUCUGAACAUAACGGUCGGAGUGCUCGGUCUUUGCCCCCUGGAUGGGAGGAACGCUUUGAUUCUGUAACAGGUAAAUCAUUUUACAUUGAUCAUAAUACACGUAGUACCUCGUGGGAGCAUCCAUGCCAGGAGGCUCCACAAAAGCCCUGGAAGAGAUUUGAUAUGACAUUCGAGCAGUUCAAGAGCUCAACAAUGCUUACCCCAGUGAACCACCUUGCGGAGAUUUUUCUUCUGGCUGGUGAUAUCCAUGCCACCUUGUACACUGGCUCAAAAGCUAUGCACAGCGAGAUUCUGAACAUAUUCAAGGAGGAGACUGGAAAGUUUGGUAAAUUCUCAGCUGCUCAGAAUGUCAAGAUUACACUGCAAAGAAGGUUCCACAAUUAUAUGAAUGAUAGUUCUCGUCAAAAACAGUUUGAGAUGUUUCUUGGAUUGAGGCUAUAUAAGCAUCUCCCAUCCAUCCCUAUUUUUCCUCUCAAAGUGCUGUCAAGGCCAUCUGGAUGCAUGCUGAAACCAGUCCCUAGUAUCACUCCAAUGGCUGAUGGUGGCUCCAGUCUUCUCAGCUUCAAAAAGAAGAAUCUUACUUGGGUAUGCCAGCAAGGUGCAGACUAUGUUGAGCUUUUUAUAUACCUUGGAGAACCUUGUCAAGUUUCUCAGCUUCUUCUUACUGUCUCCCACGGUGUUGAGGAUUCUUCGUAUCCAGCUACUGUAGAUGUUAGAGUUGGUUCCAGCAUAGAUGCCCUUAAGCUUGUUCUCGAGGGCGCUUGCAUUCCACAGUGCUCAAAUGGAACAAAUUUGUUGAUCCCUCUCACUGGAAGAAUUGAUCCAGAGGACUUGGCUGUAACAGGUAAAAGUGCUCGACCGGAUGUUCAAGAGAGCACUUAUCUUCCUUUGUUAUACGACUUUGAAGAGCUGGAAGGAGAAGUCAACUUUUUAAAUCGGGUUGUCGCAUUAUCUUUUCAUCCGUCUGCCAUGUCGAGAACACCCAUCACGCUUGGUGAGAUUGAAGUACUUGGUGUUUCUCUUCCAUGGGAGGAUAUGUUGACCAACAGUAAAUGUAUUGCUCAAAUUUUGGAGCUCACUCAUGAAAAAACAUACGAUCUAGGUUUGAAGGAUGUUGCAAAUUCUUCCUCUCCUAAGAGUGAUGUUCGUGGUAGUGAGAGAACUUGUACUGGAAGUUCGCUAUCAGUUCAACCAGGUGGUUCUGGAAACUUCGUGGAUUUUCUCACUGGUGAUAUUGUCAUAUCAAACCAAUCAAAAGUCACUGCAAAUACAUCAUUUGGCUAUGAGGAAGGGGCAAACUUCUUUGACGAUGAAUUUGAUGUUAACCCUUUUGCCAGUACAUCAGAAGAGCCUGUUGCUGAAGUGAAUAGCCAGGUUGAAGAUCGUGGCAGCACACAGUUUUAUCUCGAGUAUUUGGAAUUACUUUCUGGAAAUAAUAAGGGGAAGAGCCUUAAUUUUGAGCAGAUGAUGAAGCUUGAAAUAAAACGUCUUUAUCUUGAUCUUUCUGCUGCUGAAAGGGACCGUGCAUUGUUAUCGAUUGGCGUAAUUCCUGCCACAGUAGAUCCAAAUCGUUCAGUUGAUUACUCCUACCUGUUGAAGUUGUCCACCUUUGCUGAUAGGCUAGCAUUGCUGGGGCAUGCUGUCUUCGAGGAUCGUGCUAAUGCUUCUAUAGGGCUCGAAAAAGUCAGUGGCCAUGCUAUAGACUUCUGGAAUAUCAGUGAAAAUGGUGAAUCAUGUUCUGGUGGGGCAUGCGAAGUCUGUACUGUAUCUUCGUUAAAAGCUUCAGCUACUAGUGGAAAUGCAUCUCUAUUUGUGGAGUGCUCCCAGUGUGAAAGAACAGCUUGCAAGGCUUGCUGUGCUGGGAAAGGGGCUUUUCUUUUGCUUAGCAAUACUUACAGAGAUCUGAAGAUGUAUGGUGGGAGUCAAGGUGGUGGCUAUUCAGCCCUCGCAGAUAGUUCUGUGUGCAAAUCAUGCUGCAGUGAGGUGAUCAAACAUGCACUGUAUGUGGAUUAUAUCAGAGUUCUUCAUAGUUUGCGAAGAAAAGGUCGUGCAGAGAAAGCAGCUCUGAGAGCGGUGAAUCAGGUCUGCCAACUUGAGCCCAGUAGAGUAGCUGAUUCAUCACAUAGUGCUCAAUCUGGUCAGGAACAAUUGAAGCAGCUCCUCGAUGAUGAAGAAUCUCUUGCAGAAUUUCCACAUGCAAGCUUUUUACAUAUGGUAGAAACUGCUGGUGACUCUGCACCACUGUUUUCAUUAUUGGCACCACUUGGCAGUGGAGCGUACAGGUCCUACUGGAAAGCUCCACAGGGCAACACAACUGUGGAGUUCCCGGUUGUUCUUAGCGGUUUAUCAGAUGUUUCUGGAGUUGCAAUAAUUGUCAGUUCCUGUGGUUACUCAUCAUCUGACUGCCCAAUUGUGGAGAUAUGGGCUAGUGAUAAAAUACAACGAGACGAUCUUACAUGCAUAGGAAAGUGGGAUGUACAAGACAUGAUUGUGUCAUCUCCACAGCUUUGUGGACCUGAAAAUUCAAGUAGCUUGGAUGAGGCACCAAGACACAUUAAACUACACUUCCCAAAUCCUAUCCGCUGUCGCAUAAUUACAAUAAAAAUGACACUUCCCCCGAAUGGUUCUCGCUCAACCAUGUUUAAUGAAGAAUUUGAUCUUCUUUCUUUGGAUGAAAGCUCGUUUAUUGAAUCUAAGCCAAGAAGUGCACAGAAUUCAUUCAUCCAUGCAAAAAGGAUUGUUGUUUUUGGUAGCUCUUUGCCAAAGGAGAUGGGUCCUGACACAUCUGCGGGAUUAAUGAGGAUGAGAAGUUGUUUAGAUGGAUCACCAUCAUUGGGCAGAUUUAGGAUUCCAGUUGAGGCGGAGAGGUUGACAGACAAUGAUCUUGUUCUUGAGCAAUAUCUCUUACCCAAUUCUCCUGGAAUAGCUGGAUUCCGCCUUGAUUCCUUCAGUGUUAUAAGGCCUCGAGUAACCCAUUCACCUUUGCCAUCAGAGUCGGAUAUGAGAGAGUUUUCAUUGACACGUAUGGAAGAUAGACAUGUAAAUCUUGCAAUUCUUCAUAUACAAGUCACAGUUGUCCAGGAGUCUGGCAAGCUGGUUGUAGAGGAAUACCGUCUACCAGAAGUUAAAGCAAACACACCACUAUAUUUUGAUUUUCUGGAUUUACAGCAGGAUUGCCGUUGUGUUAUCUUUAGAUUACUUGGGGAUGUCACCGCCUUUGUUGAUGAUAUUGCUGACAUUGAUGGCUUAAAUUUGCGAAAUCUUCCUUUAGCUUCUGGAUUAUCUUUGUCAAAUAAGGUCAAGCUGUAUUACUAUGCUGAUACCUAUGAGAUGGGAAAGAUCGGCAGUCUCUCAGCAGUAUGAUAUAUAAGAGGCUGUACACGCCAUCAUGGAAUUGUUCACGGUUGGUACACUGGUGUUGUAAACUAUUACUUGUGGUUCGAUCAUGGAAUUGUUCACGGUUGGUACACUGGAAUUGUUCACGAUACUGCAAUUGAUCCCACAAUAACUUCAUAACGUUCUGUAAUUCCUGCUUGAUCAUGCAGUGAUACAUGCUGAUGACCCUUGGGAUAUUAACUGUAGAAUAUAUAGAAAUUCUUUAUUGGCAGUAGAAUGUCUGUAAAUUGAAGAUCCAGUUCUUUUUGUAGAAUGUUUGAGAAAUCAACGUGAUUGCACCUUUUGAAGGUGCCAGAUACAAUUCGUCAAUGCAUAUAUGAAACCUGUAUAGGAUCAGGUGCUAAAUUUUGUAAGAGGUUUAAACAACUAUUUUGAGCACUGAAUUUUUCCA